AAAACUAGAUUCUAAUUUUUUCGAAUCGUGAUAGAUUAAAAAUUUUCUUCUAUUGCAUUACCAGCAUAAUUACCUAUCUUCUUAUUACCACGGCCCGGUGUCCCCGAGCAAAAUGUUUAAAAGCGGAGGUGACAUUAGACGAGAAUAAGAAUAGGAAUAGGAAUAGGAACGAUAAGAAUGGAUGGAAACGGCGACGCAGUGGACGACCAACACCCAAAUCCCUCUCUAUUUCCUCUCUUUCCUGCUGCCGCUUCUACAGUUACUAGUACUAGCGGCAUCUCUCAAUGGCUUUCCAAUCCUAGCUUCACCACCGACCUUUCCCUCAUCAACGACGCCGUUUCCUCUCUUCCCCGCUCCCUCGACGACGUACAAGAAGAAGAAGAUGCCCAAGAGGAAGAAGGAAACGAAGCCAAGCAACAGCAGCAGGAGAAGCUCCCCCAUUCUUACGAGCUACUUGAGGAGGAGGAAGAAGAACAAGAAGAAGAAGAAGAUUCUGAUGGAGACAAGUACGGCAAGAGAAAAAGGAAGAAAAGAAGUAAGAGGAGAAACAAGAAGAAAAAGAUUUCGAAAGAAAUCGGUGAUUCCAAAUCCAAAUCCAUUCAUUCCAAUGAUUAUUAUUUUGAUUCUCAUCCAGAUCAUGAUAACUUGGCCUACGGCUCUCUCUACAGGAUGGAUGUUCCACGCUAUAAACUUAAAAAUCCUGAACAAUUAUCUGGAUAUAUGUCCCAAGGUUUUUAUGGUCGGACUCACAGGUUUUCAACAUAUGAUAAGGAUGCUGAUUUUGAUGCUUUGGAUACCAAGCUAAAGUCUUCUGGUCGAUACUGGUCUCCCAACAAUGCUGCACUCGAACAUCAUAAGAACUUAAAGCGACUUCGUCGUUACCCCCGAAAAAAUUCUUCACACGCAGUUCCUGCUGAUUUCAUUCCUUUAUCUGAUAUUGAAUCAUCACCUCAUCGUGGUGAUGAAAGUUCAAUCUCAAACAAUUCUGUCAUUGAAGAAUCUUGCGAGGAUGAAGUUCUACGUAGAACAAGGGAGUUCAACAAAUUGACCAGGGAGCAUCCCCAUGACGAAAAAGCAUGGGUAGACUUUGCAGAGUUCCAGGACAAGGUUGCAAGUAUGCAACGACAGAAAGGUGUUCGCUUACAGACUCUUGAAAAGAAAAUUAGCAUACUUGAGAAGGCAACUGAGCUUAAUCCUGAUAAAGAACAAAUCUUGCUUUGUCUAAUGAGGGCUUAUCAGAAAAGGGAUAACACUGAUGUGCUAAUUGGGAGAUGGGAAAACGUGCUUAUGCAGCAUUCGGGGAGUUAUGUGUUGUGGAGAGAAUUCUUGCAUGUUGUUCAAGGGGAGUUCUCCAGAUUUAAAGUUUCAGAUAUGAGAAAAAUGUAUGCACAUGCGAUUCAAGCUCUGUCUGCUGCCUGCAAUAAGCAGUUUAGACAGAUUCAUCAAACUAGUAAACCCACUGAUAGUGCUAUGGUCCAUCUAGAGCUUGGUCUGGUUGAUAUUUUUCUCUCUCUUUGUAGGCUUGAGUGGCAGGCUGGUCACCAGGAAUUGGCCACUGCUUUAUUUCAAGCUGAAAUUGAAUUUAGUUUGUUUUGUCCUUCUCUAUCGUUGAAUGAGCAUAGUAAACAGAGACUGUUUAAGCACUUCUGGGAUAGUGAUGGUGCAAGAGUUGGAGAAGAAGGGGCUCUUGGUUGGUCUGUAUGGUUGGAAAAGGAAGAAGAAAAUAGACAGAGAGUUAUGAAAGAAGAGAGUUCAGAUAAGAGUGAUGAGGGUGGUUGGACUGGUUGGUCAGAACCAUUAUCCAAAUGUAAGGAAUCUAGCACAAGUCUUGAAAAUGUUGCCCAUGAUGAUGCAGCAGUUGAGGAUUUCCAUGAGAAAAUCGAGAAUGAAGAUAUUAAGCAAGAAGAUGAUACAGAAUCAUUGCUAAAACAGCUAGGAAUUGAUGUUGAUGCCGGGGUUGAUGGCGAGGUUAAAGACACUUUGACAUGGGCUAGGUGGUCAGAAGAAGAGUCCUCAAGAGACUCUGCUCAAUGGAUGCCUGUUCGUGCAAAAUCUGGUGCAGUCACUAAUUUUUAUGAGGAACCUAAUGAAGAAGUGGAUGAGCAAUUUAUGAGAGAGAUAUUAUAUGAAGAUGUAUGCGAAUACUUGUUCUCAUUGAGCUCUACUGAGGCUCGCUUAUCUCUAGUAUUCCAGUUCAUUGACUUUUAUGGUGGGAAAAUAUCCUCUUGGGUUUGUACCAACAGUUCCAGUUGGACCGAGAAAAUUCUUAGCCUGGAUGAGUUACCAGAUUGUAUUUGGCAAAAUAUGAGAAGACUGCAGGAUGAGUUAAACAAAUCACAGAGUAUGUCUGGUGAAUUCAGUUUUGAAUCCCUUUUGGAUGGUGCCAGAGGCAUCCCUCAGAGGACUGAAAUGAUGAAAUUUCUUCGUAAUGCUGCGUUACUUUGUUUAACUGCUUUCCCCCGUAACCAUAUAUUGGAAGAAGCUGCUCUCUUGGCGGAAGAGCUCUUUGUGACAAGAAUGAACUCUUCUAGCUGUUCAGGUGCUCCGUGUCAAUCUUUGGCGAAGCGCCUUCUAAAACAUGAUCGGCAGGAUCUCUUGCUUUGUGGAAUUUAUGCACGUAGAGAGGCGUUUUAUGGGAAUAUGGAUAAUGCCAGAAGAGUGUUUGACAUGGCAUUGCUGUCACUUGCUGGGGUUUCAUUGGAUCUACAGUCUAAUCCUUCUCUUCUAUAUUUAUGGUAUGCUGAGGCUGAGCUUGGAAACAGUAAUGGGAGUAAAUCAGAUUCAUUGUCACGUGCAAUGCAUAUUCUCUCUUGCCUAGGAAGUAGUGCGACAUAUGGUCCAUUCAAGUCUCAUCUAUCAAGCUUGCAACUACUGAGAGCACGGCAAGGGUUUAAAGAAAAAAUAAACUCAUUAAGAUCAAAAUGGGUGCGAGGUUUCAUUGAUGAUCAGUCAGUUGCCCUAGUUUGUGCGGCGGCUUUGUUUGAAGACUUGGCUGCUGGAUGGGCUGCUGGUAUUGAAAUUAUAGAUAAUGUUUUUACAAUGGUGCUUCCAGAAAGAAGAAGCCAAAGUCACCAUCUAGAAUAUCUAUUAAACUAUUAUGUUAGGAUACUUCAAAGACAUCGCGAGCAAUUUACUUUGUCCAAAGCUUGGGAUGCUGUCACACGCGGACUGCAAAUAUAUCCAUCUAGCCCAGAGCUCUUUAAAGCUUUGGUGGAGAUCAGCUGUCUUUACACAACUCCUAAUAAAUUACGGUGGAUGUUUGAUGAGCACUGUCACAAGAAACCAUCAGUAGUUGUUUGGCUUUUUGCUUUAAUAUUUGAGAUAAGUCGGAGUGGCUCGCCGCAUAGGAUCCAUGGAUUGUUUGAGAGGGCACUAGCUAUCGAUAAAUUUCAUAAUUCAGUUAUACUCUGGCGAUUGUAUGUCGCAUAUGAGAUUAACGUUGUUCACAAUCCAUCUGCAGCGAGGCGAAUAUUUUUUCGUGCUAUUCAUGCCUGUCCAUGGUCAAAAAAGCUUUGGCUUGAUGGUUUUCUCAAAUUGAACUCCAUCUUAACCGCAAAAGAGCUGUCAGAUCUUCAAGAAGUAAUGAGGGAAAAGGAGUUGAAUUUAAGGACAGAUAUUUAUGAAAUUCUUUUACAAGAUGAGAUACUGUCAUGAUGCCUGCUUGCACGCCAUCCCAGGUUAUAUAUUAUCUGUAACUCUGAAAAUAUUAUGUUGUACGUAUGUAGAUAUAAAAACUCUUUGAAUUAUUAUGUAUGGCUAGAAUGGAUUCAUGGAAUGUCGGUCUUUGUAUUUUAGGGGUGCCCAAGUGCCGCAUUCUGUGGUCACUUAUGAUUUGGUUUCUUAAAUCAUAACUAUUUCUUGAGUUUUAUUAGUAAAUAGCUGACAUUCUUGAUGAUUAAA
Gossypium arboreum is the source of this 3900-nucleotide messenger RNA. RefSeq lists its product as uncharacterized. Gene Ontology annotation, molecular function: protein binding. The coding region runs from base 178 to 3654 and encodes 1158 amino acids. Gene Ontology annotation, cellular component: catalytic step 2 spliceosome. Lineage: Eukaryota; Viridiplantae; Streptophyta; Magnoliopsida; Malvales; Malvaceae. The transcript has 10 exons. Gene Ontology annotation, biological process: RNA processing; regulatory ncRNA-mediated post-transcriptional gene silencing; negative regulation of RNA catabolic process. The record is from RefSeq and is a predicted model, not a curated record.